UUUUUCAUAAAGUUCUAUGGUGACAUUCAUGUACUUUUUUUUUGGUCUUUCAGGUUUGGGCUUACGGCUUUGUAUCUUUUUGCAAUUCAGUAUUUCACAAAGAUUGGGGGCAAGGUUUCAGUGAAGCUCAUUAAAUAUGAAAAUAACAAAAGCACUGAAUAUAGGGCUGAUAGCUUGGUCUACAAGGUUUUUGGUCUAUAUUUUAUGCAAUCAUAUAUUGGUCUGUUUUAUCAUGCCCUUUUGCACCGCAACAUCAUGACCCUCCGCCAAGUCUUGAUUCAACGUCUGAUUGUCUCUCAGGUGUUGCAAAAUCUAUUGGAGAAUGCAGUUCCAUACCUCAAAUACAAAUAUAGAAAAUAUACAGCUGUUCGCAAGAAAAAACACGAGAGUGGAUCAUCAACAGGGAAGAUACGUCUGGCUUCUAGAGUAGAAAAAGAGUAUCUAAAACCUGUUUACUCUGCCAGCAUUGGGGAAGAAAUUGAAGAUGGUUUAUUCGAUGACUUUCUGGAGUUGACAUUGCAGUUUGGAAUGAUCAUGAUGUUUGCUAGUGCAUUCCCCCUUGCAUUUUCCUUUGCUGCCUUGAACAAUAUCAUGGAGAUCAGGGCAGAUGCACUGAAGCUGCUUGUCAUGUUUAGGAGGCCUGUUCCUCGUCCUGCUGCAACUAUUGGAGCUUGGCUGAAUAUAUUCCAGUUUCUUAUAGUUAUGUCAAUCUGCACCAACUGUGGGCUUCUCAUUUGCUUGUAUGAUCUUGAGGGUAAAUGGAGAAUCGAGCCAGGACUAGCAGCUAUUCUCAUCAUCGAGCACAUCCUCCUGCUUAUCAAAUUUGGAUUCUCACGGUUUGUGCCAGAGGAACCUGCUUGGGUGAAACAAAACCGCGUGAAGAAUGCAGCACAAGCACAGGAAAUGUGCUCUAAACAACUUUUGAGAAGCAUCUUUGGGAGGAAACUAGAGUGAGGAGUGCGACUCUACGAAGCUUCAAAGAAACUGUUGUUUCAGUUUCCAUUAUGAAUGGAAAGGCAUCUUGAUUUCCACGUCAAGAAGCUGAUGCCCUGGGCACUUGUUCAAGACUCAGCCGGGUUAUGAUACAGCUGCAUUGGGGCUAAUCUGGAAUUUUGAAAUGCUAAUGUAUCGGGUCUGUUGUAGAUACAAAUCGACUGAAACUAGUUGGUUUUGCUGUGUGGAUUUUAGUGAUUGUGAGGGAUUGAUUAGUGUAAAAUGUUGGUCCAUAUUAGGUUAUAGUGGAAUCAAGUUUUCCUAUGGAUCUGGUCUUUUGGCAACCAUAUGGAGGGAAUUCAAUUCUUUGUGCCUCUGCAUAACAAUUGAAAUCAUUAAUGGGUGUAGACAAAGGUCAAAAAAUGGAAUGCUAAAUCAACUAAUUUUCAAUCUCUUAA
Messenger RNA from Macadamia integrifolia, 1391 nucleotides. RefSeq names its product anoctamin-like protein Os01g0706700. Gene Ontology annotation, molecular function: chloride channel activity. The transcript is spliced from 8 exons. Gene Ontology annotation, biological process: chloride transmembrane transport. NCBI's taxonomy places the organism in Eukaryota, Viridiplantae, Streptophyta, Magnoliopsida, Proteales, Proteaceae. The record is from RefSeq and is a predicted model, not a curated record. The annotation marks the transcript as partial.